UCUGAGUCUAGUCUCUGGUUUCGUUUCCCUCCCGCUUCAGUAGACGCCCAGGCGAGAGCACUGGUGCGAACUUUACUUCACGUGGACAUACUUCAUUUGAAAAAGUAGCGUUUUUCUUUAAAAUUCCUAACCUUAUAUCCACGUAAUUACGUGGAUUUGGUGCGAAUAGACACAGCGUAAUUUAAUUCCAUUUUUAUUGUUAAGUAACAACUUCAAAAUGCCAAAAUCAAAGCGAGAUAAGAAAAUUUCGCUCACGAAAACGAGUAAAAAAGGAUUAGAACUAAAACAGCACAUCAUAGAGGAUGUUAGAGCCUGCAUGGAAAGAUAUGAGCACGUAAUUCUGUUCGGAGUGGAAAAUAUGCGCAAUAACAAACUUAAAGAUUUGAGGGAGAAAUGGAAUGGUAGUAGAUUUUUUUUCGGCAAGAAUACAAUUAUUGCCCUUGGUUUAGGAAAAAAUAAAGAAACAGAAAUUGAAAACGGCAUUUCGGAGCUGACGUCACAUCUACAAGGACAAUGUGGUCUGUUUUUCACCAACGAAAGCAAAAAAAAGGUAUUAAAGUGGAUGGAAGAAUUUGAAGACGAAGACUAUGCACGCUCUGGAUUUGUUGCCCAAGAAACAAUUGAACUGCCUGCUGGACCUUUGUCAGAUUUUUCACAUAGUACAGAGCCAUACUUAAGGCAAUUGGGUAUGCCUACAUCUCUACAAAAAGGAGUGGUUACGUUGUUAAAAGAUUAUAAAAUUUGUUCGAAAGGCCAAAUAUUGACUCCGGAACAGUGUCGAAUAUUAAAACUUUUAGCCAAGCCAUUAGCCAAAUUUAAACUCACUCCCAUAGGACACUUUACAAAAGGUAAAGGCUAUACACAUGUCGCUCCUCUAUUAAAUGGCAAAGAAACAAACAACGAAGAACAAGAAAAUGAGGAACAAGAAGAUAUGGAAGAAUAAUAUGAAGUGGUAUUUUUGUUACAACUACUAUUAUUUUGUAAAAACGAAUUUGUUAAGCUCGUGUAAGUUAAGGGUGAUGCGUGUAAAGAGUAUAUUUCGAAAUACUUUGAAAGAAAUAACAUUGUAUAGGAACUGAAUUUUUUUAUUUAUCAAAAGAAUGUUGACACGUGUAAAAAAAAAAAAAGAACAAAGUUU
This is a messenger RNA of Copidosoma floridanum, 1138 nucleotides long. It is a transcript of the gene RpLP0-like, whose product is annotated as ribosomal protein LP0-like. Gene Ontology annotation, biological process: rRNA processing; nuclear-transcribed mRNA catabolic process; ribosomal large subunit biogenesis. Lineage: Eukaryota; Metazoa; Arthropoda; Insecta; Hymenoptera; Encyrtidae. Gene Ontology annotation, cellular component: nucleolus; preribosome, large subunit precursor. The record is from RefSeq and is a predicted model, not a curated record. Gene Ontology annotation, molecular function: RNA binding.